This is a messenger RNA of Linum trigynum, 1332 nucleotides long. Lineage: Eukaryota; Viridiplantae; Streptophyta; Magnoliopsida; Malpighiales; Linaceae. The record is from the annotation of a GenBank genome assembly.
AACUGAAAGAAAAUUGUAAUGUGGGGGUCGUUUGGAAGUUGCGAUUGUUUUGUUGAGAUUGUCAUUAUGCAUGUAUUGUUUACAAUGCAUCUAUGAUGUGAUAGAAACUAUCACUCAUUUUGAGUGAUUGUUAUAUCUCAACUUUUAGUUGUGAUUGUUGAGAUAGUUGAGUUGAGAUUGUUUUGUCUCAGCUUUUAGCUGAUGCGAGACAAUCACACAUACCAAACAUUGUAUUCUACAAUGCAUCAAAUUCGACAAUACAUACAUAUAUAAUAUUAUACAUGCAUUCUCAACAAUACAUCUAUUUAACAAUCCCAACUUCCAAACGAACCCGUGGUGAACGGAAUAGAGCAGAAGAAUACAAAACCAGAUCACGAGACAGUAUAUGACAAAGGAAAUCCUCCUCUCCUGUCCUCCGCCUCCCAACCCAAAUCCAGCUGGCGCUGCUGCUUCACUCUGCAGCGCACUCUGAAUUUCAUCAUCUCCUUUGCUCGUCUGCUAAAAAAUUUUGCUAUAAAAUUCAGAGCCUUAAAUUUUAACGAAAACCAAGCUAGCUAGCUAGCUGCAGAGAUCUCAUUUUCUCCCCCCAAAAAGAAACUUCAGAGAUGGCAGCUUCCACUAAUCUCGUAUCCUGUUCCUUUCUUCUACCACUGCUACCAGUGUUGUUCUCCUUCUUUUCCACCGCCGUCGACGCCCUCAACGUCGGCGUCCAGGCCAUCGAUCGCCCCGGCGGCGUCGUUUUGAGUAAGGAAUGCAGCAGAAAGUGCGAGUCGGAGUUCUGCUCCGUGCCGCCAUUUUUGAGGUACGGGAAGUACUGCGGGCUGCUGUACAGCGGGUGCCCAGGGGAAAAGCCCUGCGACGGGCUGGAUUCCUGUUGCAUGAAUCACGACCUCUGUGUCCAAUCCAAGAACAAUGACUACCUGAGUGAGGAAUGCAGCCAGAACUUGAUCAACUGCAUGAAGAACUUCAUCAAGUCAGGCUCACACGGCUUCAAAGGCAGCACCUGCGAGGCCACCGAUGUCGUCGAUGUCAUCUCUGUAGUCAUGGAUGCUGCCUUGCUUGCUGGUAGAUACUUGCACAGGCCUUGAUUCAGAUUACGAGUUCCAAAAAAACAGCUGUUACUAUUGUGUAUAAGCUUCCCCUCUACUGCAUUUCCUCCUCUUUUUCCACUCAACUUCCCACAAGGCCACAACCAUGUACAGAUAUGAUAGUAUCACUGAACUAAACUUCUUCAGUUUCUUACAACUUUGGUUCUACUACUUCUAUACUUUUGUGCAAUGCAAAGCAACACACUCUUGGUUCUGCUACUUCUCAUCGAGAGUGGGUUUCGAA